CUCCCUCAAACUCUCACUGGUCGCACUCUCACUCGCCCACUCACCGCCAGUCCGCCACUGUCCACUGGUCGCUCCCUCAGAGAAUUGAGCUGAGAAAAGAAACGAAAAUGCCGACUCUCAAAAAGGUCGGCCACCGAUCAUCGGAACCGGACCCAUCAAUCGACAGGAACAUUGGCAUUCAGACGCCAAAGAUUUCUGUCUACGAACAGACGAGAGAAGAGAGAAUCAGAGCUAACUUGGAGAGGAUGCAGAAGCUCGGCCUCAAGGAACUCUCUCUCAACCUCAAUCCACUUUCCCGGACCAAACCCAAGCAGCAGCGCAAAAGCUACACUAAGUUCUCCGAGAUGCCCGACCUUUCUUGCCCACGCCGCCGCUCUUCUAGGUCAAUUAAAUUUCACCCCUUUUCUUCUUUUCCCUUGUGGGUUUUUAUUCCUUGCUUCUGAUUCUUGUGAUCUGCUGAAGGAGAUGAAGUCUUGUGGAGUAGGGUUUUACUUUCCAUUGACCCUCCUUGUUGUUGAAGGAAAUACUUGUGCUAAUAUGGUAGGUUGAUUGUUGAUGAGUACUUUGGGGAAUGAAGUCCUGCAAUUAACUUGGUAUGAAUUUAGGCUGCAAAACAUAGAUCCCCCUAGCUAUGCAGAAGGGGGGAAGUCGAAGAUGGAUGUGUUAGAGGAUGAUGAACGUGUGAAUCGAAGAGCUGGUAGCAAGCCGGAGGUUUACUCGGAAGAGCAAGUGAAGAGGCUCGGGGGCACCGAGAGGACCUGGACACUUUUCGUGGAUGGAUAUGGGAAAGAUGGGAGAAGAAUUUAUGAUCCCAUUAAUGGCAAGACUUGCCACCAGUGCAGGCAGAAAACUCUCGGUCAUCGCACUCACUGUAGCAGUUGCCAAAGGGUGCAAGGGCAGUUUUGCGGAGAUUGUUUGUACAUGAGAUAUGGGGAGCAUGUACUUGAAGCCUUAGAAGAUCCAAACUGGAAAUGCCCAGUCUGCCGUGGGAUAUGCAACUGCAGCUUUUGUAGACAAGCAAAAGGGUUUGCUCCCACCGGGAUUAUGUACAGAAAGAUAUCAAGCUUGGGGUACAAGUCAGUUGCACACUACCUCAUGCAGACCCAAUGUCCAGAAACCAAUGUUGCCGAUGAAAGCUCAGCUCCGUCAAGUGGAGAAUCUGCUCAAAGAUUACUUGAAUUUUCAAAUACCAAUGAAGCAGAACCAAAGGAACCUUGUGAAAUCAAGCAUCAAGAAGAUACACCUGUGCAGCAACCUAAUUCUGAAGAACUCAAACCUGGCAGUGAAACUCCAGUAUUGAAUAGCGAGAUAAAGAGAUUGGUGUGGUUAUCAGAUACUGAAGUAGAUUGUGACUACGCAAAAUUUAUUUCAGCAACUCCUCCUAAAAGUGAAGGGAGGAGAGAAAACAAACCGAGAAGUGAAGAAGAGAAGGAGAAAAUGGCCAUUAACUUGGAGGCGGGGCAAAGGAGGCGGAGCAGGAGACUCAGCGUAAGUGAUGAUCAGAAUGAGGUUGAAAUAACAAUGGUGAAGGAUAGCAUCGGUGCAAGGCUGCGUCAAAGGCGCAGAUUAUGUGCUUAAACUAUUGAGUUCAAGGAGAAGAUGAGUCUCCUUCACGUGGAGAUGGCAGUUGCUUGAGACAUAGACACAAAGCAAGAUGAAGACUUUUUGGGUGGGGGAGAGUCCUGUGUCUUUAUUUUGUGAAGCGGAUUGUAGAUGUAAUGUAGACAUUGUUAGUUCUAGUUUAUGAACACUCUAGGUUUCCUCUUAUGUGGGAUUGGUGCAAAGAUGAUGAUAACAUUCUAGGACAGGAGCAUGGUUCGUUCAAGCUUUUGAGCCUGCAGAAAUCGAAACCGGAGAUGGUUCAACCGCCAGGCUGGUCCAAGCGGUCAAACGGUUUAGAGGCACUUGAUGAUUAGUUACACUAUGUUUGGCAACAAGUGGGGUGCAAGUUCGAGGGGGUGCA
Molecule: messenger RNA, 1963 nt
Organism: Linum tenue
Lineage: Eukaryota; Viridiplantae; Streptophyta; Magnoliopsida; Malpighiales; Linaceae
Source: the annotation of a GenBank genome assembly